GUGUAUACACCCUGCCUCUCACGGUUUGCGCCAAAAGGAAAUAUAGGGCAAUCAACUCUCACUGCAAAUUCAUCUACACGCCAGUCUCAAAUCUCUCAGGGAACCAUGGAAUUUAUUCUUGAACAGGGAAAACAGCUACAUGCAAACUGCACUACACUGAUUCUGCCCGCAUUGUCAAUUGGGAACGUUGGGCAACUGUCUACCGAUUUAUUGAUCUCAUCUUUAAAAGCAGAAAAAAUUGGUUAUCUAGAUGAACCUUCUAUUCUUCCAUGUGUUGGAAAUGACGCUUAUGGGGUUGGUCCCGAAGGAGUUCUUGCUUUACCACUUGAAGCAUACGAUUCUUGUUCUGAUUCAUUGAGUCUUAUACAGCAAAGAUCACCAGUUGUUCAGGGAAUGAUGUCCGAGUUUGCGAAGAAUUUGGCGAACUUUGCAGUUGCAAGUGGAAAGAAGCACGUUGUUGUUCUCUCCAGCUUAGAUUCUGCACGAAGGCAAAAGAUUGAUUUGUCAAGUAAUAUGCAGAUAUAUUACCUUUCAAGUACCAAUAUAGAUGGAACAGAUAGUGACUGUGAGAAGUUAGGGUGGAAAAGACUCCAAGAGUAUGAUCCUGCCCAGAGACGUUGGAAGUAUCUCAGUGCUUUAGCUGAUGGAGUUUCUAUGCAAGAAGAAAGUUCAUCUUUUGAGGAGGAGGAUGUUCUUGAUGAAGAUUACUAUCCGAGUUUGCCUUUUGCUGCUCUCUUUUCUUGUUGCAAGGCAAAAGGUUUGAAGGUGACUUGCAUAUUUUCCUACUGCUCAGAAGGAGACAACAUAUCAGACUCUUUCCUUUUGGCAGAGGCUUCAUGUAAGCUCCUGGGGAAGAACCCGUACAAGUCCAACGGUAAUGGUGAAAAUGGAUGGGUUAUUCCGUACUCAUGGAGGACAAUGUAUGGGCCUCCACCAGACAUGUCACUCUUUUAAUUUGUUGGUCUUGAUAUUCUAAAAAGGAAUCCAUUGAAAACCUGAGGCUGAAGAUAGUGAAGUACCUCUGUGAGUCCACCACCCCUGAGAUUUGAUAAGUCAAAGGUGCAUUUGUUCAAAGCACGGGAGAGUUGUUCCCUUGCAGUGUUAUGUUAAUGGAGUCUGCACUGUAUGGAAGCAGGAAUGGGGAUCAUUUUGGUAGAGGUGAAAACGUAGAUAUAUCCGGUAACUGAAAGAAGGAAAAUAACAGUUUGCAACUAUUACAAACAAGUGUAGAAAGACAACUAAUUCAUCCCAGCCAAUAAUACUGACUUUAUUGUGGAUCCAUGUCACCUUUUCAGUGUUAUAUUGUAUCCCGUUUGGCCUGUAAUGAUCGACCUGUCUCUAUGUGGGCUCUGCUAUAUUUUUGGUUUUCAUGUGUGGAUCCUCUGACC
Papaver somniferum (opium poppy) is the source of this 1388-nucleotide messenger RNA. Its product is annotated as proteasome assembly chaperone 2-like. The transcript is spliced from 8 exons. Gene Ontology annotation, cellular component: nucleus; cytosol. Gene Ontology annotation, biological process: proteasome assembly. Bases 106 to 954 code for a protein of 282 amino acids. The record is from RefSeq and is a predicted model, not a curated record. Lineage: Eukaryota; Viridiplantae; Streptophyta; Magnoliopsida; Ranunculales; Papaveraceae.